Messenger RNA from Gopherus flavomarginatus (Mexican gopher tortoise), 3364 nucleotides. Its product is annotated as E3 ubiquitin-protein ligase TRIM39-like. NCBI's taxonomy places the organism in Eukaryota, Metazoa, Chordata, Testudines, Testudinidae. Bases 298 to 1698 code for a protein of 466 amino acids. The record is from RefSeq and is a predicted model, not a curated record. Gene Ontology annotation, molecular function: protein binding. The transcript has 7 exons.
GCGGACUUUCUCCGCAGGCCCAAGGGAGAUUGGCACCUUUGGGCGGAGAUGACACAGGGCUCACUCCAGGGAACGCAGAGAGGCACUGAGCUCGGGGGAAGCCCAGGGGUCUGCCAGCUCCCAGGGACAGCCAGAGCCUGGGGAGACACCAAGCCCAGAGAAGGAGGUUCACUUUCCCACCUUCUCUGUGACACCCCCACCCCCCAUCCUGUCCUGCUCUUCUCACCUUAUUCUGGGCAUGUAAAGAGCUGAUUCAGGCAGCAAGGGGACUGCCCAUCAACAAGACACAGAAGAGACAUGGCCUCAGCGGUGCCCAUAGGGAAAGCACUAGAAGAAGCCACAUGCUCCAUCUGCCUGGAGUAUCUGACGGAGCCAGUGACCAUAGAGUGUGGGCACAACUUCUGCCGAGCCUGCAUCACCCAGUACAGUGAGCGAAGGAAGUCUCAAUCAGGCACAAAGUUCCCCUGUCCUGAGUGCCGAGCGCUGUUCCAGAAAGGGAAUUUGAGGCCCAACAGGCAGCUGGCCAAUAUCAUAGAAAGCAUCAAACCACUGAGGUUACAGCCUGGGCAAGCGCAGAAUGAGAAUACGUGUGAGACGCACAAGGAAAAACUCCAACUCUUCUAUAAGGAGGAUGGAAAAGCCACCUGUGCGGUCCCCAUAGAAGAAGUUGCCCAGGGUUAUAAGGUAAAACUCCAGGAAAUCCUGGGUCCUCUGAGGCAGAAGCUGGAGGAGGCCCUGGCACUGGUGUCUGCAGAGGAAAAGAAAAUCAGGGAGUGGCAGGGCAGAGUGGAGAAUCGGAGACAGUCGAUCACACGUGAAUUUAAGACGCUGCACCAGCUGCUGAGUGAGGAAGAGCAGCUGUUGCUGCGGAGGCUGGCGGAGGAGGAGGGGGAGACUCUGCAGAGACUCCAGGACAAUCUCACACAGCUCUCGGAGCAGAGCGCUGCCCUGAUCAAUCGCAUCACAGAGCUAGAGGAGAAGUGUCAGCAACCGGCCGCCGAGCUGCUGCAGGGUGUGAAAAGCGCAUUGAUCAGGAGUGAGUGUGUGAAACUCCAGCCACCAGAAGCCGUUUCUCCUGCCCUGAAGAGCGGGUAUAAAAUCUGCCUUGACAUGAGGGAAAUGUUGAAGAGAUUCACUCUGGACGUGACUCUGGAUCCAGACACGGCUCAUCCCAACCUUGUUCUGUCUCAGGAUAGGAAACGUGUGAGACACAAAACCAAACGACAAAAUCUGCCCAAUAAUCCUGAGAGAUUUGAUCCCUGUGUCUUUGUCCUGGGCGCUGAGGGAUUCACGGGCGGGAGGCAUUACUGGGAGGUGGAGGUGGGAGACAAGACUAGGUGGACCCUGGGGGUUUGUAAGGAGUCUGUGAGCAGGAAGAGUCCAGAUCACCUGUCACCUAAAAACGGAUACUGGACUGUGUGUCUGAGGGAUGGGGAAUACGAGGCCCUCACCUUCCCCGCAACCCCCCUCCAUGUGGGUGUCAGACCCAGCCAGGUGGGGAUUUUCCUGGACUAUAAGGCAGGUGAGGUCUCCUUUUACAAUGUGUCUGACAGGUCCCAUCUCUUCGCUUUCACUGACACCUUCUCCGGGACAGUCCGCCCUUUCUUCAGUCCCUGUGCCAAUGCUGGGGGUAAAAACGCAGCUCCCCUGAUAAUCUGCUCAGUCCCAGCUCAGGCCAGAGGGAAUCUUGGUCCUUGAAGGUGACAGCUAAGCUGGCCACUCACACAUUGCCGGAAAACCAGACUUCCCGACCCUUCUGGAACAGCGUGACCCUGCCCCCAUGGGUGUGAUGGUGGAAAGGUCAUCGCCUUCCCCCACUUCCCACCCCCACCCCUCUCACUUUCCAGAACCCAUGAUGGGGGGGAGAGGAGAUAGGGGAGCAGGUGCAGGCUGCUGGGCUGUGUAGGGUCCAGGGUAGGGAGGAGUUUGUAGAAGCAGGAAGGGAAAAGCCCAGAUCAUAAGAGGAAGGCUGGGGGAAGGCAGGGCCACCCGGGGGGGGUAAGUGGGGCAAUUUUCCCCAGGCCCCCAGAGCCCCCCACGAGAGUUUUUUGGAGCCCCUGGAGCGGGGUCCUUCACUCGCUCCAGGAGCCCUGGAAAACUCUCGCAGGGCCUGGGCCCCUGGAGCUUCUUCCGCUCCAGGUCUUCGGCGGCAAUUUGGCAGCGGGGAGUCCUUCCACCCUGGGCCCCCCCCCCCGCUGAAGACCCCAGGCCUCCUGAAUCCUCUGGGUGGCCCUGGGCGGAGAUGGUUGUAAUGAGGGGGGAGGGGAGAGAGGCCCCAAGGAGGCAGAGCCUCUGGCAGAAAUGACAGGGAGGGGCAGAGGAGCCCAAUGAGUGCGAGGGGCCAGUGAGCGACAGGAAGGUCCUGGCCUUUCCUGCCCUGGGGAGUCUCUGCCCAUGGAGGGGAGUGAAAUGGCCCCAGGGGGCAGAGCAGGGGCAGGAGUGAGAGUACUGGGGCCCCGCUGUGGGGGCCGCUUUGCGCUGCAGACUCAGCUGUGUCGGGGGAGAUGGUCCCAGUGCUAUGGAGGGGGAUAGGGAGAGCUGGGGGAGGGAUUCGGUAGCUGGGCAGGGGAAGGGGAGUGAGAGCCCAGCCUCAGGACUGUGUGAGCGAGGGGCCCAGGUUGGGCAAAUUGAAGCCACUUACUGGAAAAAGCCAGGCAGCUUUUUCCCCCCUUCCAAUGUUUUGCUCUUCCCUUGUGCCGUGUGACACACAGCUCCUAGCACGGGGUGAUACUGGUGAGAAAGACUCAUAUGCAGCUCAUGGGUUUUUCUGCCCCAGCACGGUUUGCUCCCCCACUUUACCCCUCCCCUGGCCCAGGGGGUGCUGGUGGUGAUGGACGGGAAACAUUCACUCCUGUCAGAAUUUCUACCCACGUAACAUCUCAAUUUUAAAUACUGAGAGAAAGGAAAAAAGAGAUUUUUCUAAUUUAGAAAAUGCUGUGAUUGUAACAAGGUGUAAAUACAAGAAUAUUUUAAUUUACAUUUCAACAGUAUUUCAGAAACAUGCCUCUAAAGAUAGUCUUAGAAAUGGAAUUAACAUGUAUUGUUUGAAUGCUCGUUGUCAUGUACAUUCAAAUUUAAUUUCUCUAAAUAGCUGACUUUUGUUGUUGUUUUAACUGUUAUUUCAAGAAAUCCCAAAUGUUUAUCAUUACAAAAUAAUUGUAAAACUGUCAGACCAGUUUAUUCAAUUCUAUGUACAGCACAAUGUUCACGGGUUAUAAAUAUCACAACUACACACACGUUGAGGUCUUUCAGGACUUGCACUGCACCUUUCAAAAGUAAGAAGGAAAAUCGAUGCCACAGAACUAACAAUGCAAAAUAUUAUUUCAGUUCACUCCCUCAUGAGUAUAAAAUAAUAUUCCUUGAA